AUGGCAACACCAAUAAUAUCUUUCCGUAUGAAAGGUCAGACAAACUGUAUUUAUCACAAGGAAAGACUUCUUCAAUUGUAUUGUGAAAAAUGUCAAGAACUGGUUUGUCUGAAAUGCCUUUCCUCUAUUCACAAAAUUCAUCCAGUUUGUGAGCUCAGUGAAAUUACUUCUCAGAAGAAACAAGACAUUAAAAACUUUAUCGACAGGACAGAAAAAAAUGACCUGGUGCGAAUCGGGAAAUGCAUCGCCUCUACGGACACUCUCGUCAAAGACAAUGACAGCAGGUUUGAGAAACUGUCACGUCAGUUGAAGAUACAAACAGACAAAUUAAAACAAGACCUUGACAAGCUCACAGCCGAGAGCCUCUCUGUUUAUCAGAAAAUGAAAGAAGACAAUACCAAACUCAUACAGAAAUACAAACAUGACCUGGAGAUGUACGACAAACAACUCAAACAACAAAUACAGGAAUGUAAGACAGCCCUUCAGCGUGGUUCUCACAUAGAAAUCUUCGACACAGGAUGUGAAAUAGAUUCCCAAAUACAUUUCCCUGUAAAACCUGUUCUGGGUACAGCCAGCUUCACCCCAAACAAAAAUCCACGAGGUCUACUGGAACAAGCCAUAGGGAAAGUGACCACUUCGGGUCAAGGUAAAACAUUAACUCGAUCAGUCCCAGCUUUUGAUGUUCGGAGACAAUCCUCUCAACAACAGAAAUGUCCCGAAGAUAAAGGAAAUAAAGGAAAGCAAGCAGUGAUAAGGAAGACACUUAAACAGUCAGCGAUCAAAGUGGAUGAAUGGGAGUCUCCAUGUCGCAUUUCAUCUAUAUGCCCCAUCACGGAUGACCAGGCCUGGACCAGUUAUUACUUCAAUAGCACACUUACUCUCCUAGACAGGAAAGGAACAGUUAUACAGAAGGUCAUACAUAGGGCUGUGAUUCGAGACAUCAGUCUGUCACCAAAAACAUUAAGACUUUGGGUCUGUGACGCACAAAACAACAUCAUGGAGCUGAUAUCAGGACAACUAAAAAUCAGAUUCAGAACCAAGGAGGAACCUAGAUGUAUAACUGUUACAGCCAGAAACCAUGUCAUUGUGGGCAUGACCAAACACAUCUCUAAAUUUACCACACAAGGUCAGAUGGUGCUCACUACAAGCGCUACGGGAAGUGGGAAGCCAUUAGUGUGUACCCCAUCCUGGAUCACAGAGUGUCCUGUCACUCACAAUGUCGCUGUGAUUGAUUUCAGUAAAACAAGUGAUGGUGGUGAUGGAAACCGACAUGUGGUUGUCGGGGAUACUGAUUUCAAGAAACUAUUUGUAUAUGGAGGUGACAUCCCCAGUACAUAUAAACAAACACAGCACACAGGUGGUGAACCAUUUAACCCCCGAAGUCUGGUGUAUGAUAGUGUGGGGAACCUCAUCGUAGGUGACAAGGACAACUAUAGGAUCCUACUCCUUAGUGGAGGUGGUGAGUUCCUCAGGAUCAUCCACACAGACACGUGCUGUAUGUGGGUUGUAGAUGUAGACAGGAACGAUGUCCUUUGGACAGUAUUUGGAAGAAAUGUACAACUACUACAGUACAGCAGUAUUUGA
Messenger RNA from Pecten maximus, 1584 nucleotides. RefSeq lists its product as uncharacterized. The coding region runs from base 1 to 1584 and encodes 527 amino acids. Lineage: Eukaryota; Metazoa; Mollusca; Bivalvia; Pectinida; Pectinidae. The record is from RefSeq and is a predicted model, not a curated record. The transcript has a single exon. Gene Ontology annotation, molecular function: zinc ion binding.